UGUGUUGGAUAAUUCUAGAACAAGCUUCGCAGUUGCUCUUGUGUUGGACCUGAGCUCGAGAUCGAACCCUCUAAGUCGCUACCCCUGGAAAAGACUCCCGGAGACUUGAAAUCUUCUAGCUGUUCUUCGCCACUCAACACUUCAAGGAUCUUGUUUCGACAGACGUUUUAUUACAUUUCAUUAGUCUGUUAGCCCAGUUGUCAAAAUGUUGAGUGUCGCCAAAAUCGUUUCAAGGUCUCUCCCGAAAAGGAACUCCACAACAAAUGUCUCCUCUUUGGUUAAGAAGGCUUCCUGGAGCGGCUUCCAACCCGAUGCUCUCAGAGCUCUGUCCAGAAGAGACUAUGCGUCAGAGGCGGUCAAAGGCGCCGUCAUCGGCAUUGACCUGGGAACCACCAACUCAUGUGUCGCAGUCAUGGAUGGGAAACAGGCCAAGGUGUUGGAGAACGCAGAGGGAGCCAGGACGACUCCGUCAGUCCUUGCCUUCACCAGCGAGGGGGAGCGCCUGGUGGGCAUGCCCGCCAAACGCCAGUCAGUCACCAACCCUCAGAACACACUGUACGCCACCAAGAGGCUGAUCGGACGCCGCUAUGACGACGCCGAGGUGCAGAAAGACCUGAAGAACGUCCCUUACAAGAUCGUGCGUGCCUCUAACGGUGACGCCUGGCUCGAGGCUCAUGGGAAACUGUACUCCCCCAGCCAGGCUGGAGCCUUCGUCCUGAUGAAGAUGAAGGAGACUGCAGAGAACUUCCUGGGAACCAAAGUGAAGAACGCUGUGGUCACUGUGCCGGCGUACUUCAAUGACUCCCAGAGACAGGCUACCAAAGAUGCGGGUCAGAUCGCUGGUCUCAACGUCCUGCGUGUGAUCAACGAGCCCACCGCCGCUGCUCUGGCCUACGGUCUGGAGAAAACCGAGGAUAAAGUUAUCGCCGUCUACGACCUGGGUGGCGGCACGUUUGAUAUCUCCGUCCUGGAGAUCCAGAAGGGAGUCUUUGAGGUGAAGUCCACCAACGGCGACACCUUCCUCGGGGGAGAGGACUUCGACCAGCACCUCCUCAGACACAUUGUCAAGGAGUUCAAGAGAGAGUCCGGCGUGGAUCUGACCAAAGACAACAUGGCUCUGCAGAGAGUCCGGGAGGCGGCGGAGAAGGCCAAGUGUGAGCUGUCCUCUUCACUGCAGACGGACAUCAACCUGCCCUACCUGACCAUGGACGCCUCCGGCCCCAAGCAUCUGAACAUGAAGCUGACCCGCUCUCAGUUCGAAGGCAUCGUAGGGGACCUGAUCCGACGCACCGUGGCCCCCUGUCAGAAGGCCAUGCAGGACGCUGAGGUGUCCAAGGGAGACAUCGGGGAGGUGCUCCUGGUGGGAGGCAUGAGCCGCAUGCCAAAGGUUCAGCAGACGGUUCAGGAGCUGUUCGGCCGCGCGCCCAGCAAAUCAGUCAACCCCGACGAGGCCGUUGCCAUCGGCGCGGCCAUCCAGGGUGGUGUCCUGGCCGGCGAUGUCACCGAUGUUCUCCUGCUGGACGUGACUCCUCUGUCUCUGGGUAUCGAAACCCUGGGCGGUGUCUUCACCAAACUCAUCAACAGGAACACCACCAUCCCCACCAAGAAGAGUCAGGUGUUCUCCACAGCCGCUGACGGUCAGACUCAGGUGGAGAUCAAGGUGUGUCAGGGGGAGAGAGAGAUGGCUACUGACAACAAGGUGUUGGGCCAGUUCACUCUGGUGGGGAUCCCACCCGCCCCCCGCGGUGUCCCUCAGGUGGAGGUCACCUUCGACAUCGACGCCAACGGCAUUGUCCAUGUGUCCGCUAAGGACAAGGGGACGGGCCGGGAGCAACAGAUUGUGAUCCAGUCUUCAGGAGGUCUCAGUAAAGAUGACAUCGAGAACAUGAUCAAGAAUGCCGAGAGGUACGCAGAGGAGGACCGCAGGAGGAAGGACCGUGUGGAGGCCGUCAACAUGGCUGAGGGCAUCGUACACGACACAGAAUCCAAGAUGGAGGAGUUCAAGGACCAGCUUCCUGCUGAUGAGUGCACCAAGCUGAAGGAGGAGAUCACCAAGGUCAGGGACCUUCUGGCCAACAAGGACUCAGAGACGGGCGAGAACAUCAAGCAGGCGGCCACCACCCUGCAGCAGGCCUCGCUCAAACUCUUCGAGAUGGCUUACAAAAAGAUGGCGGCAGAGCGUGAAGGCGGCAGCAGCAGCGGCAGCAGCGGCAGCAGCAGCUCGGGCUCUUCAGAGGGAGAGAAGAAGGAGGGACAGCAGUAGAUCUUUCACAUGUGUGUCAGUGUUUCCAUGACAACGGUGGACCCUAGAGUGACAAGUCAUUCUCACUAUAAUAUAUUAUUCUACUGUGUUUUGGCAGUAAAAUCCGAUAUGAUAAAUGUCAACGUAGGCUCCUCCAUGUCCGUCUGUAAUUUAAUCGUCAAAAAAUCAAUGUCUGUUUAUUUUUUACACAGCUGUUGAUUUCCAUUCUGAGGUAGUGAAGGUUUCAUGUUGUUCUGCUCCAUCCUCUGAAGAAGCCCGUUCAUGGCUCGGAUCACUUCCUGUUGAGCAGUCUUCAUAAUGUAAUAUUGUACAGUGCUCUACAUCACUUCUAGCUACCUUGUUUUAAUAGUGCGCUCAUAGCAACCUGGAGGUGGGACGUCACUGUAUAAAAAACUUAAAGUAUAUAAGCCUUGUCACUUCUCAGUUGUCCUGGGCUCACUCUAAAGAGUUCCAAUCCAAUGCAUCUGUGAUAAUAAUUCAUUUCACUACUUUUCAGAUCUUUAAAAAUGAGGAGUUAGGAUCCUAUUUGUCCUUAUUCUUCAGCAACACAAGGCUUACAGAGGCUUGUUACAUUAGGUCUUUUUUGUCCCAUCUUUUCAACAGUGGACCUUAUUCUAUAGAAGCGGCGAUACAGGGGGAAGGACAGAAAAAUAAAUAACGUAUGUGUUUGAGUGUGUGGAUGAGGUCAAUCGUAGGGUUUCUUUUCUCAUUUAAAAAUAAUGUACGGCCUUUAUUUGGGAGAACCCACAACCUUGUAGUUCUUUGCGUCCUUAUUCAACGUGCUGAUCCAUGUCUGGAAGAUCUGCUGGCUAAACUAGCAACACGUGAGUCUGACUUUGAAAUGAAACAAUAGAGAAUGAGGUUUACUUUGUCAGAUGUUGGGAUGCAGGUUGAGCCCGGCCGUGUCACUGCUGCAUUAUGAAGUGUUUCUGCCAUAAACUGCUCUUUGCAAUGUGCUGUCUGCUACAUGCUUGCCUGAUAGUGAUCCAUUGUGCUCUACUCUAAAAGAGCAGUGAGGCCAGCAGGAGGCAGGGUGUUGAACCGAGUUGGGGAGGAUUUGUUUUCUUUUUUGUGUGGGGUUGGGGGGUGGGGAGGGAUUAUAUAAUGGAUUGAAAAUUGAGGGCCGAGAUAAUAGUUGC
This is a messenger RNA of Eleginops maclovinus (Patagonian blennie), 3402 nucleotides long. RefSeq names its product heat shock protein 9 (gene hspa9). Gene Ontology annotation, biological process: protein folding. Gene Ontology annotation, cellular component: mitochondrion; cytoplasm. The record is from RefSeq and is a predicted model, not a curated record. The transcript is spliced from 15 exons. Gene Ontology annotation, molecular function: ATP-dependent protein folding chaperone; ATP binding. Bases 206 to 2263 code for a protein of 685 amino acids. NCBI's taxonomy places the organism in Eukaryota, Metazoa, Chordata, Actinopteri, Perciformes, Eleginopidae.